AAAACCGAAUACUCAAAACACACAGCACAGAGCACAUCAGCACACUGCAAAUGGAUCCUCUAACGGCUCUCCGGGAGAUGACGAUGAGAAACGAGCUCGACAAAAUCGUCCGAUUCGACAACGAGUACCGAUUCGGCUCUUCCUACUCGUUCCCCUGCACAAUCGAAACGGCCUACAGAUCAAAACAAGGUAAUCUCUACACUCUCGAAACCCUAGUUUACUUCAUUAAGAAUGUCAACAUCAAGCACCACGAUUACAUCCGUUACGCCGGCACACAGAAGAUCCCUGCAGUCACUCUCCUCGAUCGCAAACCCUUAAUUGAGUACCUGCAAGGUAGGAUUUCAUCCACUGACGCUAUCGAGUUCCUCCCGCCUCCACCUCAACAUCAAAACUUUGAGAAUCAUGAUUACCGUAUUGGCGAUUACCCUAAUUUAAACGUGGUACCUGGUGACGAAUUGGAUGUUGAUAAUCAGGAACCUAGGGUUGCGGCUAUCGAAAACCCCAUGGACAUGCUUAGAGCAAUCGAAAGACCAUUAAAGGAUCGUGAAACGAUAUUGGAGUGUAGACAUAGGGAUUUCUACAGCGUGCUUACAGCUGCAACAAAGAGAGACGAGGAAAGACAGAGAUUAGAAUCGCAACAGAGGAAAGAUGGUUUGGUAGCUAAGAACAGGAUCGAUAGAGGGUUUGGAGAGGAUUUAGGGUUAGGGUUAGAUGGGACUCCGAGGCCAAAAAUGAAGGGGAGCAACAUUGGUGAUGGGGUCCCGAUUAUAUUGGUUCCAAGUGCUUCACAGACACUGAUCACUAUCUAUAAUGUGAAAGAAUUUUUAGAAGAUGGAGUGUUUAUACCUACUGAUGUGAAGAUGAAGCAGAUGAAGGGUCCAAAACCAGAAUGUGUAACAGUUUUGAAGAAGUUUAGUAGUAGGGAUAGAGUGGUGACAGCUUAUGAGGUGAGAGAUAAACCUUCUGCAUUGAAGGCUGAAGAAUGGGGCCGAGUAGUGGCUGUUUUCGUGUUAGGGAAAGAGUGGCAGUUUAAAGAUUGGCCAUUUAAAGAUCAUGUUGAGAUCUUCAUCAAAAUUCUUGGAUUUUACAUGCGUUUUGAGGAUGAUAGUGUUGAGUCUGCAAAGAUUGUAAAGCAAUGGAAUGUGAAAAUUAUAUCGAUAAGCAAGAACAAGAGGCAUCAGGAUAGAGCUGCUGCACUUGAUGUUUGGGACAGAUUAGAAGAAUUUGUGCGCUCAAGAUCGCGUUCUUGAGGAGUAUGAUUAUUGAUGAAUGAUAAGAUAUUACCCAUUAGCUAUUUGAAUUUAGAAAGAUGGUGUCUCUAUUACUUGUCUCACGCCUGUAGACGUUAAAAAACAAAAAAAAAAAACUUAUCUUCUUCUGCAGACGUGGUUUGUAGACUGCAUUUGUUUUUCCUCUUAAAAAACAUACAAUUAUUUGUCCGACUGCAAUGGUCUUGUUGAGUGCACUAUCAAAAGAUAUAGACACUUCAUUAUUUGCCUAGUA
Lactuca sativa (garden lettuce) is the source of this 1503-nucleotide messenger RNA. It is a transcript of the gene PHP, whose product is annotated as PLANT HOMOLOGOUS TO PARAFIBROMIN. Gene Ontology annotation, molecular function: RNA polymerase II complex binding. Gene Ontology annotation, cellular component: Cdc73/Paf1 complex. Lineage: Eukaryota; Viridiplantae; Streptophyta; Magnoliopsida; Asterales; Asteraceae. Gene Ontology annotation, biological process: transcription elongation by RNA polymerase II; positive regulation of transcription elongation by RNA polymerase II. The record is from RefSeq and is a predicted model, not a curated record.